Oikopleura dioica is the source of this 1077-nucleotide messenger RNA. NCBI's taxonomy places the organism in Eukaryota, Metazoa, Chordata, Appendicularia, Copelata, Oikopleuridae. The record is from the annotation of a GenBank genome assembly.
AUGAUCACAGACAUGAUCGAGAAGAUACAGUCGAAGCUUAGCGAAGAAACAGAUCAUAAGUUCCAUCUUGUCAGAAAUAUAAAAGCUCAUCUUUUACCUAUCACCAACGUCGCCUUCAACAAGUUAGCGUCCAAGUUCGCCACUGCCUCUUACGACCGGACAUGCAAAAUUUGGGACACUGAAACCGGCAAUCAGCUUCAUUCAUUAGAGGGCCAUGAUAACGUUGUUUAUACAGUCGCAUUUAAUCUGCCAUUUGGGGAUAGGAUAGCGACGGGGUCGUUCGAUAAAAGCAUAAAAAUUUGGUCGACAGAAGACGGACGAUGCUUACAGACUCUUACAGGGCACGGAGGAGAGGUGGUCACGCUUCAAUUUUCGCCGAAAGGUAAUUUCCUUGCUUCUGGAUCCAUGGACACUACCGCUAGAAUUUGGGAUAUCGAGACGGGCCAAGAAAUCGCAAAAAUGGACGAUCACUGCGGCGAAAUCAUUUCAAUAUGCUUCAACUUUCAAGGAACACAAAUUCUAACGUGCAGCUUUGAUCAGACGCUAGGAGUUUGGUCGGCAAACAACGCGAGUCUGGGCAAGCGACAGCUCAAGUUGAUAGGACACACGGCGGAAGUGUCUGCCGGCAAGUUUAACUUCAAAGGCGAUUUGAUUCUCUCCGGCAGUAUGGAUGGGACGAUGCGUUUAUGGCAUUCAAUUUCCGGAAGUAUUCUAGCAGUCUUUCAAGACUUUGAAGAUGAGGUACUCGAUGUAGCCUUUAAUUUGGCAGGAACACUCGCUGCUGGAUGCACUGUCAAUGGAAAAAUACGCUGCUUUGAUGUCUGUACUAAGCGAGAAACUGGCAAUUUCGACGAUCACCCUGAAGACGAAAUUUCAAGAAUCGUCUUUAGCCCCAGUGGUAAUCGUUUGCUGACUGCAUCUGUUGAUAAUAACGCCAGAAUUUGGUGCGCCAAGACCGGGCGGCUUAUUCAAACUUUGGAAGGACACACACAAGAAAUUUUCAGCACCACCUUUUCGUACGACGGCAAAACUAUCAUCACCGCCAGUAAAGACAACACUUGCCGCAUUUGGAGAUAA